Messenger RNA from Cherax quadricarinatus, 4490 nucleotides. The record is from RefSeq and is a predicted model, not a curated record. NCBI's taxonomy places the organism in Eukaryota, Metazoa, Arthropoda, Malacostraca, Decapoda, Parastacidae.
GAGUCGGGGAGGGGAGCAACACGCUGAUUGGCCGUCUCCAUCGCCAAGCAGCAGGGGAUUGGUCCAUUUAUCCCGGUGGGUGUGGCCUCAGACCCCCUGGCUCCACCUAUGAGCUGCUGGAUAGGGGGCGAGGACCCCCCUAGCGUGCAGCAGGUUAGGGGGGGUCGGUGGCUGGUAGUGUGUUCAGUAUAGUAGCAUUUGAGGUGUGUUGAGGGAGGUGCUCCGUGUUCACCAGGUGACACUGUGUCAUGGAAUACUAACUCACCGUCACACCCCGUGUCCUCACUGCACCACCAGUCGGAAGGCUUCCCCUGCAAGUUGGCGGUGUGUAUAAUCUGCGGGGAAAGUGCGUCCACUGAGUAAGGUUUCCCGUGUCGGCAGGUGAGUGCUGCCGACCCAUGAUGGACACCUGCUAUGUGCCUAACAACCCGGCCUACACCGACUGCUGGCGCCCACUUUCGCCCACAUGCGGCCAGGCGCCCGUUCUGACGAACUUGCGGCCCCUUGCGGCCCCCAGCCCGCCUCUCCAUCCACCGCCUGCCUACCCGCCCUUACGGUCGCCCAUGCCCUAUUCCGACGACACAGAUGACUUCACCAGAACUCCUCCAGAUGCUUGUAGCGACAGCCUGUACACUACCACGCUACAAAGCCAUUCCACCAUGGCCUCUUUCCCUCCACUCUUCGACCUGGAGCCGCUGCCUAACUUCGUCACCCUCUCACCUCACGCGCCUUACAACAGGGAGGUGAACAACAUGUUGGGGAAGGAGAAAGGCGAACACAUGGCAGACGUGUUGCUGUCUCUGAAGCACGCAGUAGUGCAUCCUCACCAGGUGGGUGAUUCCCCGCCCCCGCCGAUCACGCCGCCCAUACUCCCGCCCCUCCCUCCCUUCCACCCGCCUCCGCCCUACUCCCCGUCCUCCUACCCUUCCUAUACCGACACACCGACCUACAUGCCCUUAGCACCCUUGGUGGCACCCUCCCCUCCUCCAGACACAUCCCUCUCAGAGCCAGUCCUCUCCUUAUCCUGCACGCCCCCGCCCACCUACCACCACGCCAACAUCACUCCCAUGGACGAGUCAGUAGGUCUCCCGGACGCCGUGGGUGCCACCUCUCCGCCUCCAUCCUCUGUAUCCUCUCUCGGAGUGUCAGGAGCUCUUAGCUUCGGUGUCACCUUGGGCGGAGGCCUCGGCAGCUUCAGCAGCAGUUUAAGUACCCUCGGAGGCCCGCUGCCCCCCAUGGGGUCCUCGGGGUACUCUAGUCCUAUUGGCGGCUCCCUGUGUGGGACCCUGGGUGGCCCCCUCCUGCCGCCGCCGCCGCCGUUGUCUCCCUACUCGUACCAGUCGACACAGGCUCUACCCAGCAUGAUGGGCAGCAUGAGUACCGGAAGCUGCUACGCCACCAGUGGGUACCAAGACGCUGGUACUUAUUCCUCUCCGGCUCCUCCUCACGUCUUCCCGGCCAUGAGCGUCAAUGUCUCCAUGAAUAUGACCAUGGGCGUGUCCAAUGUUAACAUGGGUUACUCUCCGGACCAGUCCCUUCAACACCAGUGGUCAACCAGCUGCGCAGGUCCACAAACCUCCUCUGUCUCCCCUGUGGGAGGAGUAGGCUACCCACAACACUCCGCUCCCGGCCUAGUCAGCUCUCUACCUAUGUCCUACAGCGGGUCAUGCAGCCAGGGGUACGGGGUGGGGUCAUACUCCUGGAGCGGUGACCUUCGACCUGACCACCACUCCAUGCCGGCCUUCGAGCGUGACUUGUGUUUACGAUCUCCACCCCUCCGCCCCUGCCCAGCGUCUCCCUGCCUGCCACCCUACCACAGCGCCACCCCUACCAGUCAAUGUGGGCAGCUGUCUCCGACACUCUCCGCCCUCCGUCGGCGUCCGAGCGUGGGCAGCGUUAUGAGUGUGUCUGGCCUCUCCUGUAAUACUACCAUCGAUAUCUCCAAGCCUCUCCUGUCAGACGCCCUUAAGCCCAACCUCUGUAGGAUCUGUGGUAAGACCUACGCCAGACCCUCCACCCUCAAGACCCACUUGAGGACUCACAGCGGUGAGAAGCCCUAUAGGUGCAACGACUGCAACAAAUCGUUCAGCCAAGCGGCCAAUCUUACUGCGCACGUGAGGACCCACAGCGGGGAGAAACCCUUCCGUUGUCCCAUCUGUGACCGUAAGUUCUCCCAGUCGUCCUCCGUCACCACGCACAUGCGCACACACUCGGGCGAGCGACCCUACCGCUGCCGGAUGUGUAAAAAAGCCUUCAGUGACUCUUCGACGCUCACCAAACACCUGAGGAUUCAUUCCGGGGAGAAACCGUACCAGUGCAAACUCUGUUUACUUCGCUUCAGUCAGUCUGGAAACCUUAACCGUCAUAUGAGAGUUCAUUCUCAGAACUCCUGAGGCGGGUGAGCCGUGUUUCCUGCAUACUUCACGCCCCAGUUGCUUUAUCCUUUUCCAGUGUCAUUUCCACUGCUACAACGGUGUCUACGGAAUAUCUGGAGCUAUCCACCGCCGCUUGACGGCAUUCUGAAAGCUACCCAUGCUGCCUGCCUAUUGUGACUGAGCGACCCUGGGACGCUAUUCUCUGCUGUUUUUUCAUCUCAGUUGAGCUUCAGAGUGCUAUAUCAACCGUUGUUUGAGAGACGACCAGUUAUGAAAGCCAUUUACUCUGUCACUCUGCUACACCAUUUCGAAAAUUAAUCUCCACUACUUCGGGCUGGUGCGUCUCCAUCUACGCAAUCAGUGUGUGUUUUGUGAUUUCUAGGCUAUCAAGUGACUUUUAGACUACAUGCUUAUUCACCGCUUUCCAGGAUUGGAUUUCAAUACCCUCUAAAAAGUACUCAACAUAAACAUAAUUUUAUGUGCCGCCUAUAUCCUACCUCCAUUAAACAGAUCACUGACCACUACCUUUCCCAACAAACUCUCUGCUAGUGGCCCCUGGACACUUUUUGGCUUCUUAUAUUAAAUCGGCUUAAAGUUCUGUACCCGAAAGUACACAAACUGCUCUCUUGUUUUGCUGCACGAAGCUAUACACGCUGCCAAAAUAGUCUAUACUGAGCCCAGUUCAACCAGUUGCUUGCCUUUAACUGAUCAGCUUUUCUGUCUCAUUCACUCAAACCCACAACUGCAAAUAUCCAGACCGAUUAUGAUAUCAUUGUUACUACGACCACAAAAAAAAAAAUACUACUACCGCUGCUACCACUCUUACCGCAAUUAGCACUAACAAUACAACAACCAAUGAAGACUAACUCAAUCACAACCGACAACGAGAAACUACAGAUCUCAAGUUCAGAUUCCCCUCAAAGAUCAACUGUAUCAGUGUUUCUGAGGGUCUGCCGAAGCUCAGCCACGAUGGACCAGCUUUUGUACCACACCCAUCUCAUCACCUUCACCUGCCUAUGUAAUUACACUCUUGGCGCUGUUUGUCUCGACUCAGUAGAAGAGCUAGGUGUUCUUACCCCCACUCACAACAGUUACGGAAAGCGCAGAUCACACAUCCACAGUGACUGCUGCAUGGCGCAGAUCACACAUCCACAGUGACUGCUGCAUAGCGCAGAUCACACAGCCACAGUGACUGCUGCAAAGCGCAGAUCACACAGCCACAGUAACUGCUGUAGAGAGCAGAUCACACAGUCACAGUGACUGCUGUAGAGCGCAGAUCAUACAUCCACAGUGACUGCUGUAGAGAGCAGAUCACACAGCCACAGUGACUGAGGUAGAGCGCAGAUCACACAGCCACAGUGACUGCUGCAUAGCGCAGAUCAUACAUCCACAGUGACUGCUGCAGAGCGCAGAUCACAUCCACAGUGAUCACUCUGUUGCUGCUGCUGAGUAAAAAUCAAUAACAGUGAUCCCAUCAAACGUAGCACAGAAUGGCGGACGGGGAUCAUGGAUCAUACAACAGGAGCAGCGACAGUCUGAUGUUCAGACUGGCGAUACAGUCUUACAAUAAAAUCAAAAGCAAAACACAAAGAGUAUUGUAUUGUGACCCACAUGAAGACUCGUCCCCACUCAUCCUCAAGGACAACACUGAAACAGUUACGCAUUUUGCUUUAUAUGCCAUUGUGUUAUUUCGCCCCUUUCAUGACUAUAAAAAAUGAUUUCGUUCCAGAACUAAUAUGGAAGCGUAACCUAAGCGUAACCUAAAAUUAUGGAAGCUUAACUUAAGCUUGCUAAAAUUAUGGAAGCUUAACUUAAGCUUGCUAAAAUUAUGGAAGCUUAACUUAAGCUUGCUAAAAUUUGAGUAUGGUUAACUUUCUUAUGAACCUCAUUCAUAUUUAGUGAUUUUUUUUUUUUGGUAAUUGCGACUGAAAAAAAUCCAUUAAAAUUACAUAACACGUUAUAUGAAGUCCUUUUUAUGCGUUAUUAAAAUUUGGAUUUAGCGCUAAAAACUUCAGUAUACAGACAAGCUUUAUAAGAGAGGUAACUAAUAAUAAUAAUAAUAAUAAUAAUAAUAAUAAUAAUAAUAAUAAUAAUAAUAAUAAUAAUAAUAAUAAU